AUGGCUGCUUCCAUCAUAAAAACGCCUUCCACGUUGCAAAUCAGUUUAUCAGAUCCACAAAAUAGUAACACAGCAGCGACAGCGGUACAUCACUGGACUAGAGCUGAAAAAAGAGCAUGGACAAUAGCCCUGUUUACAGGCACUGCUAUUACAUAUGCAGCUAGAAAUGCUAUUCCUUUAUGUGCUGUAGCAUUAUCAAAAGAAUUCUCAUGGAAUAAAACAGAAACAGGUUUAAUUUUAUCUUCAUUUUUCUGGGGUUAUGCACUGACGCAGAUAUUAUCUGGAUACAUUAGUGAUAGAUAUGGCGGUGAUUACAUAGUGACUUUAGCUGCAAUGUGUUGGGGAGCUCUUACUUUAUUAACACCUUAUUUGGCAUACAUGUAUGAAGACAAAUCAUCACAGUUAAAAUGUUUAGUUUUUCUUCGAGUUAUUUACGGUGCAUUACAAGCUUUUCAUUAUCCGUCCAUGACAAGUCUAAUGGGAAGAAAAGUUGACAAAUCUUGUAAAUCCUAUGUAUAUACAACAGUUAUAUCCGGGACUUAUGCUGGUAAUUUAUUAUCAGGAAGUCUUGGUUCUAUUGUCUUAUCUUAUUAUGACUGGCAUAGAGUAUUCUAUAUAUUUGGAACGUGUGCAAUAUUAUGGGCGUUGAUGGUCAGAAUUUAUUUAAUGAAACAAAGAUUAAAUAUUAGAUUAUUUUAUAAUGGAAUUAUAAAAACACCUGAAGAUGUUCUCAACCAUUCAGAUACAUUAUCACCUUCUAGUGUACCAUGGAGAGCUUUAGCAAGGCAUCCUGGCUUCUGGGCAAUGGUGCUUGGACAUUUCUGUUUAAAUUAUACAUUUUUUCUCUUAUUUUCUUGGCUACCUACAUAUUUUACUGAAAAAUACCCAGAGGAAAAAGGCUGGGUUUUUAACGUGGUCCCUUGGAUAGUAUCUAUCCCAUCAUCCAUUGCAACAGGAUAUGUUGCAGAUAGUCUUGUCUCUUUUGGCUACACAGUCACAACAGCAAGAAAAUGCAUUCAUACGAUUGCAUCACUUGGAAUAAUUGUUUGUCUUAUUCUGAUUGGACAAUCUGAAUAUUACAAUGCAUCAUUGACAUUUGCAGCUACCGCUCUAGUCUUCCAGUCGUUUAGUAACGCCGGUGUUCUUACAAAUCCACAAGAUAUUGCACCUCAGUGGGCAGGUUCAGUAUUUGGAGUCAUGAAUACAGCUGGAGCAAUGCCUGGUUUUAUUGGUGUCUACAUCACUGGUCAUAUAUUGGAAUAUACACAGAGUUGGGCAACAGUGUUUGGUUCAGCGUCUUGUGUGGUUGCUACUGGCUGGGUCAUAUUCAUGCUAUUUGGUACUGGAAGUAGAAUCAUUUAA
This is a messenger RNA of Saccoglossus kowalevskii, 1362 nucleotides long. RefSeq names its product voltage-gated purine nucleotide uniporter SLC17A9-like. The record is from RefSeq and is a predicted model, not a curated record. Lineage: Eukaryota; Metazoa; Hemichordata; Enteropneusta; Harrimaniidae. Gene Ontology annotation, biological process: ATP transport; transmembrane transport. Gene Ontology annotation, molecular function: transmembrane transporter activity.